AUGAUAGAUGCCAGAGCGUGCAGGAAUGAUCCAGGCCUUGUUUCCUGCAAUGAUACCAAACUAAUGCCAGAUGGAACAUUCCCACUGACAGCUUUAGCAAGUUAUCCAGGUUCUGGUAAUACAUGGAUGCGACAUCUUAUAGAGACAUCAACCGGAUACGCUACGGGAGACGUGUAUGGAAGCAACAUACUCGCCAAUGCAGGUUUUAUAGGUGGAAAGGUUCCAACCUUCUCUGGGAGAACUUUGACAAUCAAGUCACAUUACUUUCAUCCUAAAAUGGACAGUGCUAUUUUAAUUGUACGUAAUCCAUACCGAGCAAUGGUGGCCGAGUUUAACAGACAGAAAUCGAAUAAGACUGGAUUUGCAAAGGACGGUGUGUUCAAAACAGAAGGAUGGAGUAAUUUUGUCAAGAAUCAAGCCCCGAAAUGGUUUAAUCUCUACGAGAAAUAUAUCUCAGAAUGCAACCACUUGGGCCACACCUGCAAGUCUAUGUUAAUCGUGUACUAUGAACAACUCCAACUACACUUUAAGGAUGAAUUGCGACGAAUAUUGAAUUAUCUUAACGUCACGAUUGAUGAACAAAGACUUGCAUGUACAGUAAGAAAUUCAGAGGGACAAUUUCACAGAUCAAAGUUGAAUAAAACACUGGAUCCGUUUUCACAGGUAGAUAGGAGUCCCGUGGAGGAAUCUUUGAAAAAAUAUCUUGAUUUGAUUGAACAGGAGGGCUUGGACAAACCACCAUUAGAACUAAGCUCAUUUCCUAAUGAUAUUUAAUAUUGCAGAUCCAAGGCAUUUCAUAUUUUUUUUCCACCAGGGUACAUAGUCUUAACAUCGAUAAGCGGUCAUGACCAA
Lytechinus variegatus (green sea urchin) is the source of this 852-nucleotide messenger RNA. RefSeq names its product WSC domain-containing protein 1-like. The record is from RefSeq and is a predicted model, not a curated record. The transcript has 4 exons. Bases 1 to 774 code for a protein of 257 amino acids. Lineage: Eukaryota; Metazoa; Echinodermata; Echinoidea; Temnopleuroida; Toxopneustidae.